AUGGUUCUUCCUUCCUUAUUCGCAUCUACUUCUAGAGUUGCUUUCAAGGCUGCUCAAAAAAACCACGCCAACUUCGUGAGAACUUUGGCCACCGCUGUCUCUUCUGGUAAGGUCACCUCUGUUAUUGGUGCCGUUGUCGAUGUCAAAUUCGAACAAGGUAGUUUGCCAGCUAUUUUGAACGCUUUGGAACUUGAAAACAAUGGUCAAAAAUUGAUCUUGGAAGUUGCUCAACAUUUGGGUGAAAACACCGUCAGAACUAUUGCUAUGGAUGGUACUGAAGGUUUGGUCAGAGGUCAAGCUGUCGUUGACACUGGUGCCCCAAUCUCUGUCCCAGUCGGUAGAGAAUGUUUGGGUAGAAUUAUCAACGUUGUUGGUGAACCAAUUGAUGAAAGAGGUCCAAUCAACACCAAGAGCAGAAACCCAAUUCACGCUGACCCACCAGCUUUUGUUGAACAAUCCACUGAAGCCGAAGUUCUUGAAACCGGUAUCAAGGUUGUCGACUUGUUGGCCCCAUACGCCAGAGGUGGUAAGAUUGGUUUGUUCGGUGGUGCCGGUGUCGGUAAGACUGUGUUCAUCCAAGAAUUGAUUAACAACAUUGCCAAGGCCCAUGGUGGUUUCUCUGUUUUCACUGGUGUCGGUGAAAGAACCAGAGAAGGUAACGAUUUGUACCGUGAAAUGAGAGAAACCGGUGUCAUCAACUUGGAAGGUGAAUCCAAGGUCGCCUUGGUCUUCGGUCAAAUGAACGAACCACCAGGAGCUAGAGCUAGAGUUGCUUUGACUGGUUUGACCAUUGCCGAAUACUUCAGAGAUGAAGAAGGUCAAGAUGUCUUGUUGUUCGUCGACAACAUUUUCAGAUUCACCCAAGCUGGUUCUGAAGUGUCUGCUUUGUUGGGUCGUAUUCCAUCCGCCGUCGGUUAUCAACCAACUUUGGCCACCGAUAUGGGUCUUUUGCAAGAACGUAUUACCACCACCAAGAAGGGUUCCGUCACCUCUGUCCAAGCCGUUUACGUGCCAGCCGAUGAUUUGACUGAUCCUGCUCCAGCCACCACUUUUGCUCACUUGGAUGCCACCACUGUGUUGUCCAGAGGUAUCUCUGAAUUGGGUAUCUACCCAGCCGUCGAUCCAUUGGAUUCCAAGUCCAGAUUGUUGGAUGUUGCCGUUGUUGGUCAAGAACAUUACGAUGUUGCCACUGGUGUCCAACAAACCUUGCAAGCUUACAAGUCUUUGCAAGAUAUCAUUGCCAUUUUGGGUAUGGAUGAAUUGUCCGAAGCCGACAAGUUGACCGUCGAAAGAGCCAGAAAGAUCCAAAGAUUCUUGUCUCAACCAUUCGCCGUCGCUGAAGUUUUCACUGGUAUCCCAGGUAGAUUGGUCAGAUUGGAAGAAACCAUCAAGUCUUUCAAGGACGUUUUGGAAGGUAAAUACGAUCACUUGCCAGAAAACGCUUUCUACAUGGUUGGUGGUAUUGAAGAUGUUCUUGCCAAGGCUGAAAAAUUGGCUGCCGAAGCUAACUAG
Molecule: messenger RNA, 1512 nt
Organism: Saccharomycopsis crataegensis
Lineage: Eukaryota; Fungi; Ascomycota; Saccharomycetes; Ascoideales; Saccharomycopsidaceae
Gene: ATP2
Product: F1F0 ATP synthase subunit beta
Exons: 1
Coding region: 1-1512 (503 amino acids)
Biological process (GO): proton transmembrane transport; proton motive force-driven mitochondrial ATP synthesis
Molecular function (GO): proton-transporting ATP synthase activity, rotational mechanism; ATP binding; ATP hydrolysis activity
Source: RefSeq, a predicted model, not a curated record